Messenger RNA from Leucoraja erinaceus (little skate), 6271 nucleotides. Its product is annotated as NACHT, LRR and PYD domains-containing protein 3-like. The record is from RefSeq and is a predicted model, not a curated record. Gene Ontology annotation, cellular component: cytoplasm. Gene Ontology annotation, molecular function: protein binding. The transcript has 12 exons. NCBI's taxonomy places the organism in Eukaryota, Metazoa, Chordata, Chondrichthyes, Rajiformes, Rajidae. The coding region runs from base 360 to 3233 and encodes 957 amino acids.
AGAGGAAAGGGAACAAUGUCAGUCCCGAGGGCAAGGAAUAGGAGACGUGGUUCACGACCCUAGAACUGACCCAAGUGGCAAAAUCCAUCAUGACCGAUAUUCAUCAAACAAGGAAUCAUCGAGUCUCAUCCAAGGAGCAGAGCAGCAGAAUACAGUAACACCUAUCCACACCACGGCUGAAGUUAGGAAACAGGACUGUGGCUCCAGUGACCUCAACAACAAGGACGGACACAGAUCUAACGGCUACAUUCUCUGAGCUCCUGACACAGUGGAACGACUACCAAUUGUUCCAACUGAUAAAUUUCUAUCGGGAGAGACUGAAACCGGCGAUUGAAGAAGGGGUUGAAAGUCUCGGCCUCAUGAUGAGGCAGGAGGGAUGUUUCAGUGAACAAGAACACGGGAAUAUCGCUGAGCUCGUGGUAAAGGGAAACCGCAGAGACAGUUCCACACUCUUCCUCAGUCUGGUGAUGGGGAAGGGUAACCGUGCCCGGCGGGUGAUGUGGGAAUCCUUUGUGAAAAUGCAGAAUGAAUUACCAAAGCUGAACAAAAUACUGAAAGAAAUCCAGGAGCUCGGUCCUGAUCCACAUGAAUACAUGAACAUCCUCAGAGGUUUAUCUGUAUUACCCUCUCAUAUGGAAGAUGUUCAACAGGAACACAAGGAGACUCUGCGAGCACAGACUGAAACGCUGAGUGUGAACACGAUCCUGAUGAAGGAGAAGGUUAAGGUUUUCCCGUUGCUUGAUCGAUACGCUGAGCUCACAAUCAUCUCCACUGUUCGAGAUCGGACACUGGUAGAACAUGAGCUGCUGGCAAGAGGCCGGGACCAUGAAGAGUGGAGAGAGAAAUGUCUCCGGGGAAACCUCGAAAAAAUUAGGACAGAUCAGUUGUUCCAGAGCAGCUUUACCCGGAGGAAAUCCCGAUCUGGGAGUUCAGCAUCAGUGGCCGGAGUCCCGGGGAUUGGAAAAACAACAAUGGUGCAAAAGAUUGUUCAUGACUGGGCCACGGGGAAAAUAUACCAACACUUCCAGUUUGUUUUCUGUUUCAAAUUCCGGGAUUUGAACAUUACUAACUGCAGAGUAACCCUGAGGGAACUGAUUCUGGAACAGUAUCCUUACUUUGGGAAUAUCCUGGGAGAGGUCUGGAAGAACCCACAGGGAUUGCUGUUUAUAUUCGAUGGUUUGGAUGAAUUCAAGGGCAGAAUCGAUUUUGCUGACAGUCGGAGAGAUACAGAAACUAAGCACCAGUGCCCAGAUCCCGAGUGGCGGUGUGAAGUGUCUGACAUUGUGUACAGUUUAAUCCAGCAUAAGCUGCUCCCAGGGUGUUCAGUGCUAGUGACCACCCGCCCCACUGCAUUACAUUUACUGGAAAAGGCAGAGAUCAGUGUCUGGGCUGAAAUCCUGGGAUUUGUUGGUGAGGAACGGAAGGAAUAUUUCACCAGGUAUUUUGAAGAUCAGACGGUGGCAGCAGCUGUUUUCAAACAUGUGAAGGAGAACGAGAUCCUGUACACCAUGAGCUACAACCCCUCCUACUGCUGGAUCCUCGGCCUGACAUUGGGCCCCUUCUUCACACAAACACACCGGGACCCGCAGCGAGUUCCCAAGACCAUCACCCAAUUAUAUUGCUACUUUAUUUGCAACAUCCUGAAAAACCAUGGCCGUGAGAUUGAAAACCUCCGUGAGGAGUUACUGAGGGUUGGUCAGAUGGCCUUCACUGGAGUGUCCAAGAAGAACAUUGUGUUCACAGAUGAAGAUUUGACCAAAUACAAUCUGCAGCCUUCCCAGUUUCUGUCCGGGUUCCUGAUGGAACUUUUGGAGAGAGAGGAUUCAGCCCGGAGCGUGGUGUACACCUUCCCGCACCUCACCAUCCAAGAGUUUGUAGCCGCACUUACACAAUUUCUGACUGUAGAUCCCAGGAAUAUCGUGAAAUUCCUAUCUGAAGCCCACAGCACGACAGACGGGCGAUUUGAAGUAUUUCUCCGAUUUGUCGCUGGUCUCUCCUCCCCACGGUCAGCUCGGGUCCUGGAGGAGUUUCUGGGUCCAUUUCCUAAUGAAACAAUCUGCCGAGUAAUUGACUGGGUGAAGGAGGAGGUUAAACGGCAGGCUGGAAACACAUGGAGUGAAGCUGGUAAACGGAGCCUCCUGAACACGAUGCACUACCUGUUUGAAUCUCAGAAUCCUGCACUGGCUCAGCAGACACUGGGAUCUGUGGAAACACUUUCAUUCCAUGGACUGGGACUGACCCCGAUGGACUGUGCGGUCCUGUCUCAUGCCAUCAGGUUCUGUGAUACAAUCAAACACCUCGAUCUGGGGGACUGCCGCAUUCAGUGUGAAGGUCUCCAGCAGCUGGGACCGGCUCUGCACAAGUGUCAGCAUUUGAGACUGGGAGACAACCACUUGGGAAAUUCCGGAGUGAAACUGGUGUCUGCGGCUCUGAGGAACCCGGACUGUAAAAUACAGAAACUGGGGCUGGAUGAUGUCGGUCUCACAGAUACUGGAGCCAAGCAUUUCGCCUCCGCUCUCAGUACAAACUGCUCACUGACAGACCUGGAGCUGAGUGGGAAUAACCUCGGAGAUUCCGGAGUGAAACUGAUGUCUGUGGCUUUGUGGAACCCGGACUGUAAACUUGAGAGACUGGGGCUGGACAAUGUCGGUCUCACAGAUACUGGAGCCAAGCAUUUCGCCUCCACUCUCAGUGCAAACUGCUCACUGACAGACCUGGAACUAAGUGGGAAUAACCUCAGAGAUUCCGGAGUGAAACUGGUGUUUGCGGCUCUGUGGAACCCGGACUGUAAAAUACAGAGACUGUGGCUGGACAAUGUCGGUCUCACAGAUUCUGCAGCUGAUGAUCUUGCCUCCGCUCUCAGUACAAACUGCUCACUGACGGAGCUGAACAUUGGGGACAAUGCGCUGGGAGAUUCCGGAGUAAAACUGGUUUCUGCGGCUCUGAGAAGCUUCAACUGUAAAAUACAGAGACUAGGGCUGAACAAUGUCGGUCUCACAGAUUCUGGAGCCGAGGAUCUCGUCUCCGCUCUCAGUGCAAAUCCCUCACUGACGGAGCUGCAACUGGGGAACAACUCCCUCACAGACCGAUGUGUCCCCGCUCUCUGCCGCCUCAUACAGACCCUCCCGAGACUGGAGCGGAUCUUGCUGAUGGGGAAUCAGUUCAGUCGGACCGGGGAGAAGGAACUGGGGUCGCUGCAGGAACCCAGACGCGGACUGAGUGUGACCGUGUGAACAUCUCUGGGUGUGAACGUCACCACCCUGGUGACCAGAAUAUUGUUGGCCGUUUCGCUGCCCUCCCCUUUAAACGGCCGUCCUCCCCUUUACGCGGCCGCCCUCCCCUUUAAACAGCCACGCUCCGGGAUUAAACUACAAUGGUUCCAGGGUCGGGCGGGCGGUGACGUCAGAGGCGGCCCUGCCUGCUGUCACGUGACCCGGAUACGCGGCGCUGCUGCUGGUGCCGGAUAUCCGGUGCUGCCCCCAGUGGGGGACAGUGGAAUUGCAGCCGGACCUGCAGGAUCCCGGAUGUGACGUAAUCAUCAGCGGCCCCCGCUCCUGCUGCGAAUUGAUGGUGACAACAGCAGCAUUGUUCAAACUUCAUUCACACAGCAAUGUCUGUUACUGCUUUAUCAUUAGUAAAUCACAUGUAAAUAGUUUAUUACAGUAAUUUAUAUUACUAAAACUAAGAUCUUGACCACUUUCGGACUUUAUGUUUCUUGAUUUCCGAAAUAACGCCGCCACUUCUGGCCGUCAUUUUUGGCCUUCUUGGUUAGAGUCCCCCUCCACUAGCCUGGGCCGGAGGAUUUUUCCCCUAGAUGAAAAAUCAGAGAGGUAUUAAUGUUUUUAAAAAAUGGAGCCAUUCUCUCUGCUGCCCCCGCUGGCGGCAACGGGAGGACUAUAAAAUCCGGAAGUGUCGUGCCUCACUCAGCCUCUGCGAGAUGGAGGAAACGAGAGGGUCACGGCUCUCUGAGCUGCGAACACUGAACGCACAUCAACUCGACGGUGAGUCCUCUCGAUGUGAUUGUAGAGUGUUUCCUAAAUUGCCUUGGCUUUUAAAAAAAAUUCAGAAAAUGGAUUGGUUGUAAAGUAUUUGCCAAAUUGCCUUGUUUUUUUAAAAGUUUUCAGAAAAUGGAUUUUCAGAAAACCGCUAUUAGGGAAUCCCCUAAUAUUUUUGGUAUUGUACGCAGGAAUAAGACACAUAAGCUAUUUAUUUAUGGAGAUGAUCUGUUAUUAUUCAUUUCUAACCCUGAGAAAUCUAUUCCGGCAAUAGUAGCACUGCUUAAUCAAUUUAGUAGUGUCUCUGGUAUCAACUAAAUUUUAGUAAGAGUGAGCUGAACAAUCUAGUUUCGAAUUGUGGACAGUUUCCACUUAGACUACGGAAGGUUUUACUUAUUUAGGUAUUAAGAUUACAAAGAAACACAAGGAUUUAUUUAAAGCUAAUUUUACGCCUUUAUCAUAUCAAACAACAGUUUACUAAUUGGUCACCAAUGUCCAUAUCUUUAAUUGGCCGAAUCAAUGCUAUUAAAAUCUUGCCUAAUAUUUUUUAUUUAUUUCAGACGAUACCAAUUUUUAUUGCCAAAUCUUUCUUUGAUAUUAGUGAUUCCAAAAAUUCUUCAUAUAUAUGGCAGAAUAAAAAUUCCACGCAUAAUAAAACAUACUUACAGAAAAAGACGGUGGUUUGGCAUUGCCGAACCUCAGAUUCUACUAUUGGGCAGAUAAUGUUUGUUAUUUAAAGUUUUGGACAAAAGAUUUAGAAGAUGAAUGCCCAGCAUGGAUGAAUCUUGAACGUGAUUAUAUAAAAUGUCUAUCAUUGGCUUCUAUUCUAGGGGCCUCGUUACCUUUACAAUUAUGAGAUUGAAUAAAUGUACGACUAACCCGAUAAUAAGACAUACAUUUCGAAUAUGGUUUCAAUUUCGUCAGUUUUUUGGACUGAAUGAUUUUAUCUUAUAAGACCGAUCAUAUCUAAUUUUCUCUUCCAACCUUCUAGUACUGAUCGAACCUUUCUGUUAUGGAAGAGGAAGGGAUUAGUAUCUUUUCGUGAUUUGUUUUUGGAGGGUUGUUUUAUGUCUUUCGAACAACUCUCCAAUAAAUAUAAUUUACCUAAUUCACACUUUUUUAGAUAUUUACAAAUUAGACAUUUUUUAUUUUAAUACAUUUUUAUUAGAGGCAUCUACCAAUUAAUAAUCUGUAAUCCAAACCGGUAUAGACUUUGUUUAGCGGUUACAUAUUAGGCAUCCAGGUUUCCAUGGACCCAGUUACCAAAGUAGCUGGGAUCCUCCUUUAUCGGUUACCUAUUGUCUCUAAUUAUUUAUUUAUAUUUAUAGAUAGAAAGAAAGAAACAAACAAACAAAUUAGAGAAAUAGAAUAAACUGUCAAUAAUACAACUUGGGAGAUAGGUCCGUAGGUCAGAGAACAUAACUAUUCAUCUAGUUCUGGGUUCAGGCUUCAUUCCGGCCUCCGUGCCAGUCCGAUCUACCCCUUCAAGUAAUCUAUAAAUGGAAAUCAUAUUAUAAUAAAUAAUUCUGGUUUGUCAAUUAAGACAAAUAUAAUUGAUUCCAAAUCUAAUCUCUCCGACAUCUCCGUAAUCCACAUCUUGAUCGUGGGACUGUGGUUGGGUUUAUCCAAAAUGUUAAUAUACAUUUUUCCCCCAAUUAAUAUACUGUAAUCAAAUAAAUGUCUUUGGUUUAUUGUGAGUUUUAGGUAAUGUUCUGAUAUGCCCAAUAUUAUUAAUUUGGGGUCGGGAUCCAUUUGGAUAUUAAUGACUACAGAGAUUAUUUUAAAAUAAUCCAUCCAGUAAUUUUUAAUUUUAAUACAGUUUACAAAAGUAUGGGUUAAGUUAGCCAUUUGGCAUUGACAUUUAUCGCAGAUAGGAAAGAUAUUAGGAAAAAUUCUAUUUAAUUUUGUUUUAGAAUAAUGCAGUCUAUAUAGUACUUUAAAUUGUAUUAAAGAGUGUCUGGUAUUUAACGAACAUUGGUGUAUAUGUUGUAGGCUUCCGUCCCAAAUAUUUUUCGUUAUAGGUUGAACUAAUUCCUUUUCCCAUGCUUGUCUGUAUAAUUCUGUCAGCGGAUUCUCACUGUCUAAUAAUAUAUUAUAAAUGUGAGAUAUUAAUUUGACUGUGUUUGGGUAUUUAUUCAAACAUUCAUCUAGAAUAUCUAGUUCUGUAUUCUCGUGUAUGUGUUUUAACAUAAUCUUUAAGUUGUACAUAUCUAAAAAAAAUAUUUGAAUGUAAUCCGUAAUUCUGUUGUAACUCCUGAAACGAGAGUAAAAUAUCA